Mobula hypostoma (lesser devil ray) is the source of this 966-nucleotide messenger RNA. RefSeq names its product homeobox protein vex1-like. Lineage: Eukaryota; Metazoa; Chordata; Chondrichthyes; Myliobatiformes; Myliobatidae. The record is from RefSeq and is a predicted model, not a curated record. Gene Ontology annotation, molecular function: DNA binding; DNA-binding transcription factor activity, RNA polymerase II-specific. Gene Ontology annotation, biological process: regulation of DNA-templated transcription.
UAUCGUUGUAUUGAUAAUGUUAUUUUAUUUCUAGUUGAACUUGGCGCCACAUCUCGAUAUCCUCCAUUUAUCACGUCGUAUAUUCAUGCCUCUUUUGUCGGAUGUUACAAGGGGCCGAUGAGUCAAGCACUUGUUUAUUGGAAUUUUUGCUUUGAUGUCCGAGCACAUUUAUUCAUCAAUGUGAGGAAAUGUCCCAUAAAUACCCGGGCAUUCGAAAGGAGUGUCUUUUUUGUUCUAAAGAUGCUGGAAGCUGCAUUUUCAGUGGAGUGGCUUGCUCAAAGCAGUCAGAACAGCAAAAAGAGUCGGGAUGAGUAUGGCAAAGUGUUUCGAAGUGGCCAGGUGGCGGGACAGGGUGAUUUCUGCGCGACUGAGAGGUCACAUGGGAAAGUCACGGCGAGAUCUUCUGAAGAAAGCGGGAGGUCACUAGCCAGUAAUAACCAGGGGACCAAAUCCCAGCAGCGAUCUCUGGCAAUACGAGCUCGGGCCGCUUGCAACAACAGCAUCGCCUCCGGAGCCGCAGACACCGACCCCUCCGGGUCCGGGAGCGGGGAGUGGACGGACCGCCGGCGCCUUCGGACCAUCUUCACCGCGGAGCAAGUGCGCAUGCUCGAGUCUAGUUUCGAGCGCCAGCAGUAUCCGGGCACCUUUGUGAGGAGGAGCCUGGCAGGGGAGCUCCGCCUAUCAGAGACGCAGGUCAAAACGUGGUUUCAGAAUCGUCGGAUGAAACUCAAGCAGCAGCUUCAAGCUGCUCAGGCUGAGGCGCUCAAGUCCAGACUGUUUCUUCAGUAUUUCUCCCAUCCAUAUCAUUCUGUUCAUAGGCAUAGCUUUCCUUAUGUGGUAGAUUCCAGCUUUUUCCCUCAUUACCCUGAAUUUGGACCUCUUCCCACCCACACUUCUAUCUCUAAUCACAGCUUGCAGCGCCUUGACUACCAGCCAAAUCUACCUCGGACCUCAGGUCACUACUAG